Nematostella vectensis (starlet sea anemone) is the source of this 434-nucleotide messenger RNA. RefSeq lists its product as uncharacterized. NCBI's taxonomy places the organism in Eukaryota, Metazoa, Cnidaria, Anthozoa, Actiniaria, Edwardsiidae. Bases 81 to 434 code for a protein of 117 amino acids. The record is from RefSeq and is a predicted model, not a curated record. The transcript has 3 exons.
UUUUUGUAUGUGUGGUGUACGUGGAUCUAAAGAUAAAAGACCAGAUCAUAGCUCCACAACUAUCAGUACAUACUGUCAGCAUGGAGGAUGACAUAAGGCUGAGACUUAAAGAGCUGGAGGAAGAAAUGAAAGUCACAUGGGAGCGAUUGUCAAGCUCAUCUGAUGAAGGUUAUGAUAUGAAACCUUUAAUCCAGAAAUAUGAACUUCUAAGCAAUGCCAGAGAAAACUAUGUCACUGCCUUGGUGAAAAUAUAUGAAACGAAAAUCCAGGAGCUGAAACAGAAGGGGGCAACCUUAUCAGACCAUCAAGCUCAGCAGCUCAAAAAUGAGAUGGCAGGAUUCAAGAAGAAAUGUGACACUGGAUUCAGAUCAGGGAAAUUAAGAGAAGGCAAGCAAGAUGUGCCAGAGGAUGUCUUUUUGCAGCUGUCAAGCUGA